Messenger RNA from Entamoeba invadens IP1, 522 nucleotides. Its product is annotated as serine/arginine regulated nuclear matrix protein, putative. Gene Ontology annotation, cellular component: spliceosomal complex. Gene Ontology annotation, molecular function: RNA binding. The transcript is spliced from 3 exons. The coding region runs from base 1 to 522 and encodes 173 amino acids. Gene Ontology annotation, biological process: mRNA processing; regulation of mRNA splicing, via spliceosome. The record is from RefSeq and is a predicted model, not a curated record. NCBI's taxonomy places the organism in Eukaryota, Evosea, Mastigamoebida, Endamoebidae.
AUGAGCGGGUCGUUUUAUAGAGGCACGAGCAUCGAUCAAGACCCACACUUUGUGGACUCUCGGUCGAAAUUAAAAAAAGCGAUGGUGGUACCAGAUAGCUUCUAUCAAAAGGUCGAUUUCAAAAAAGUGAAUUUGGAAGUGAUGCGUGCUUGGGUGACUUCAAAGGUUGUUGAGAUCUUGGGGGUAGAUGACGAUAUAUUAGUGGGUACUGUUAUUGGGUUUUUAGAGACGAAUGGAAAUGACACAGACCCACGAGACUUACAAAUCGACUUAGAACCUUUUCUUGCAGAAAAGACAAAUGCAGAGAGGCUGAGAACAAAAAGCAACAAUAUAGCAGAAGCCCAAGUCGUAGUAGAAGCUCUUCUCGCAAUAGAUCGAGGUCUAGAAGUCGUUCAAGAAGUCGUUCGAGAGGGCAUUCUCGCAAUCGUAACAGUCGUAGUAGGAGUCGAAGUCAUAGCCGAGGGCGACAUGCGAGAGAUAAAGGAAGGUAUCAAAAAGAGUGGAAGAGACAAGACUAAUUGA